Molecule: messenger RNA, 905 nt
Organism: Quercus lobata
Lineage: Eukaryota; Viridiplantae; Streptophyta; Magnoliopsida; Fagales; Fagaceae
Exons: 1
Coding region: 194-688 (164 amino acids)
Source: RefSeq, a predicted model, not a curated record
GUCAGAGCAGAUUUUUUUUUCUUUUUCUAAAUCUUGAGAGAGAAAGAGAGAGAGAGAGAGCAAUUAUAUGUUUCCCCUUCCCGUUGAAGCUUGGAUGCUAGGAAGUUGUCUUUCCUGAAAGCUUUCCAUCUCCAAGUACUCAACACAGUAUAAAACACAUGACAAACACCACAGUUAAGCUCUCCUCUGCAGAAUGGAAAGCAAAUUCCUUCUCAGAAAAGAAGCAAAUUUAGUAUCCCUUGAUAGUAGAAGACUUUAUCACAAGGAAACAAUUAAGACUCCCACUCCCACUCCCACUCCCACUUCCACUCCCAAUUCCAAAUCCAAUUCCACUUCUUGUUCUUGUUCCUCUUUUGGUUCUUCGCAAUGCUGUGAUAAAACCACCGAGUGCCUCUGUAGUGCUUGCUUACUCUGUGUUUGUUGCCCUCUAGCUGUUGUUUGGGGUUGCUUCAAACUUCCAUGCCAAAUUGGGUGGCGUGCUGCAAAACACGCAAAGAAGUGGACUUGCUGUGGAUCAGGGAUGAAGGGUUUUGCUGAGUACUCUUCAUUUUCUGACAACGAUUCUGAUUUCCAGCCAAGUAGUACUCGUACAUGUUCCAAGCCUGUGAGUGUUCCAAAGAAGAGAGUGACACAGAAGGCUAAUGGGUUUCAAUCUAACAAGUCUGUUGCUGCCCUGAAUUCCCAUUAGAAUUUUAUUUCUGGGUUUUAUGUUACCUACCUCAUAUAUGUUUCAAUUUCUGAUCUUGUUGCCUAAAUUGUCAAAUUCUCAUUGUUUCUUGAUAUUAAUGGUGUGAUAUAUGAAGUGGGUCUGCAUAUGAUCAUAUGGGGUUUGAAUCAUAUCUGGGAAAAUUUUGUUUUUAGAUUUAGAUCAUUGAUUUAUCAAAUUGCUGGUUCCACUUUUGAAA